AUCACAAUUGGUUAUAAUUAUCAUGCAUAAACUGCAUAUGCACGUUAUUUUCACAGAAGUAUUUAAUAACAAACCAGUCAAUACUAAUACGCAUGAUAAAUUUAUUUGAGCAGAUCAGUCGAUUGCAGAAAACCUUGUGAUCCACACUGUCAUGUUCUUUGCAACAUGAAUACUUUAAUAGAACUAAUUCUUAUUACUGUGCUUCUCCUAUUAGUGUUAUAUCUUUUAACAGGUUUACAAACUUUCUAUAUUUUUAUUAAAAAUUAUAUGAUCCUGCAAAAAAUACCAGGACCUUCCAGGUAUGGAAUAAUAAAGGGAAAUAUACCAUAUAUGGGAAACUCUCCAGAUGUCGUGUUUAAGCAAUGUAGACAAGCCGUAAAAGAUUUUUAUCCAAUUUACAAAAUAUACGUGGCGCAUAAAAUAAGCAUCCACAUUGUUACCCACGAAGACAGCGAAUUAGUUAUGUCUAAUCCCAUCCACAACAAAAAAGGAUACAUCUAUAAAACGGUACACAAGUGGUUAAAAUUCGGACUUUUGACCAGUUCCGGAGAGAAAUGGCAAACCAGAAGAAAAAUUCUGACACCAGCGUUCCACUUCAACAUUCUCCAAGAAUUUGUUUCAGUUUUCAACGAACAAACGGAACAGCUGAUAGAAGCGUUGAAAGAAGAAUGUAAGAAACCUUACGUGGAAUUGAAUUCUUUGGUAACACAGUUCACUUUAAAAACGAUAUCUGAGACGGCAAUGGGUACUAAAGUCAAUUUCCAAAGUAAAAAUGACCGCAACUACGAGAAAGCACUUCAUGACAUGGGCAAAAUAUUUUUCCAUAAAUUUUUCCAUCCGUGGUGCAUCGAUGAAAUCGGGAACUUUCUAUUUUCUCCGUUCUUUUUUGAAGAAAGAAAACUUACAAAAACGUUGCACCAGUUUACGAAAGAAGUGAUUCAAGAGAAAGAAAAAACAUUCACUGACGAAGAGGCGGAAGAAGAGCACAGUGUUUACAAAGGGAAAAAACGUAGAGCCAUGUUAGAUCUUCUGCUGUCUGCCAAAAAGAACGAAAGCAUCAUUGACGACGACGGUAUCCACGAAGAAGUUGACACUUUUAUGUUCGAAGGUCACGAUACGACAGCUACGGCUCUAAGUUUCAUGUUGAUGCUCCUAGCUAACAACGACAACGUGCAAAAAUGUGCGUAUCAAGAAAUGGUUGAAGUUCUUGAAAACCCGAAUAAGCAACCAACUUACAACGAACUACAAAACUUGAGAUAUAUGGAACGCUGUAUCAAAGAGAGUCUUCGACUGUAUCCCAGUGUCUAUUUUAUCUCGAGAACAUUAGGCGAAGAUCUGAGGCUCACGAGCGGAUAUCUACUACCUAAAGAUACUGACGUUUUCAUACACAUUUACGACGUCCAUCACAAUCCUGACGUUUAUCCUGAUCCUGAAAGAUUCGACCCCGACAGAUUCCUGCCCGAAAAUGCUCAAAACAGACAUCCUUAUGCAUAUUUGCCUUUUAGUGCAGGACCAAGAAAUUGUAUCGGACAAAAGUUCGCCAUCUUGGAAAUGAAAGCAACACUAUGCGCCAUUUUAAGCAAUUUUGUACUUGAGCCAGUAGAUACCCCGGAAACUAUCAAGCCUAUGGCAGAUAUUGUGCUCAGAACAAAAGAAGACAUAAAAGUGAAAUUCAUUCCGCGUUUUUGAUUAAAGAAAAUAUUCAAAAACUUCUUUAUUCACUAGGGAGGGUCAUUUUUCUGGGGUGUCAGAGUCCUUAAGUUAGUGAGAUCUGUGUAUUUCUACAAAAUUUUUACAUUCAGAUUGAACCUUAGUAGGAAAAUAGUCAAAAAUUAAUAAAAAACAAAAAAUACUGCGUCACAGUCUCCCUCUCUCCUGUAAGAGAUGGUAUCGCCGAUCUACUAUUACUAUUAUACACAGACCUUACUAACUUACGUACUUUGCUGGGGUAUUAUAGUCGUGUUUAUUACAAACUAGCAUAUUUUCAAUAAAAUUUUUCUCAGCUUCCUUUGCCUGGAAUUGUGGCAUGAAAUCGCCGAACCAGCCUUGGAAUUUGAACGAGUAAAAUUAGAAUUGCAAUAUUUCAUUGUUUAUGUUUUGUACAUUGCAACAAAACUUGAUUAUAUGAAAUUAAAUAUUCGCCUAAAAUAAA
Messenger RNA from Zophobas morio, 2152 nucleotides. RefSeq names its product cytochrome P450 4C1-like. Lineage: Eukaryota; Metazoa; Arthropoda; Insecta; Coleoptera; Tenebrionidae. The transcript has 5 exons. The record is from RefSeq and is a predicted model, not a curated record. The coding region runs from base 166 to 1689 and encodes 507 amino acids. Gene Ontology annotation, molecular function: heme binding; oxidoreductase activity, acting on paired donors, with incorporation or reduction of molecular oxygen; monooxygenase activity.